AUGGUACUUAUAUUUUUGGAAGAAACUGGUUCUGCUUUCAGGUGGGCUUCUGAAGUACAGAAACUCCAAAGAUUCGUUUGGCUUUCGGGUGGACUUCCAAAGUACAGAAACUCUAAAGAUUCUUGGAAACUUUGGAAAAACCUGAAUAUAUUUGUGCUUGCUCAGUUGGUUUCUCCUUGUGGACGUUAUCUUAUGAAUUGGCCUGACCUUCAUUAUCUUAGAAUCGUUGGUCGUAAAGGACGGAUCCCUAAUUGGUUUACUUUUAUCAAUAAUAAUUUUCUCUCUUCUUCUUCUUCUACUUUACUUUUAUCUUCAUAUUUUAUUAAUUCUUCUUUUACUUUAGCUUCUCUUUGUUUAUUAGAUCAUACUGUUAAAGAUUAUUCUUUUUAUCCUCAAUGGGCUAUUACUCUUGACUCUGCUACUCAAACUUUAUCUGUUGGUCGUGUGUAUAUCACUUAUAAGAAACAAAACUCGGCUAUUAUGUCUCAUUGGCUUCCUGUAUCUACCUAG
Rhizophagus irregularis DAOM 181602=DAOM 197198 is the source of this 510-nucleotide messenger RNA. NCBI's taxonomy places the organism in Eukaryota, Fungi, Glomeromycota, Glomeromycetes, Glomerales, Glomeraceae. The record is from RefSeq and is a predicted model, not a curated record.